Molecule: messenger RNA, 1209 nt
Organism: Cyclocybe aegerita
Lineage: Eukaryota; Fungi; Basidiomycota; Agaricomycetes; Agaricales; Hemipholiotaceae
Source: the annotation of a GenBank genome assembly
AUGCGCUUCUCUUCAUCUCUGGUCGCCCUUGUGUCUGCAGUCCCUCUUUUGGUUUCUGGUGCCCCCGCCCGGUUUUAUGGGAAACGUGCUGCCUCGGAUAUUCUGGUCUUCAAAUUCGCUGAUGUUCUGGAACAGCUCGAAUCAGAAUUCUACAAGCAGGCGCUUGCAAAGUUCCAAGACAGCGACUUUGUUGCCGCUGGUUUCCCUUCAAGUCAGGUCCCUAUAGAGCAGUUCAAGGUCAUUCAGUCUGACGAGGCUACACAUUCGACCGUGCUCCAGGCUGCUCUCAAGUCCUUCGGCGAGACCCCCAUCACGAAUUGUCGGUUCAACUUCGCCCCCGCGCUCGGCGAUGUCGCCACCAUGGCUGCAACCGCGCGCGUUGUUGAGGCCGUCGGUGUUGGCGCCUACCUCGGUGGUGCUACCCUCCUCACCGACCCCGUUCUCCUGACAUCGGCUGCCUCGAUCCUCACCGUCGAGGCGCGCCACCAGACCGUGCUCAACAUCCUGUCCCAGACAGGCAGCGCUGUCUUCUCGCCUUUCGAUCUUGCUCUCACCCCCAGCGAAGUCCUUGCCCUUGCUGGUCCCUUCUUUGACGGUGCUUGCGACCUUGGCAUCCCUGCCAACCCCGCCCUUGCGCUCACCAACACUGGUGUCGUCGCCCCAGGCACCAGGCUCACAUUCUCCGCCGACGCCCUCAACGGCUCCGUCGACACCAACACGCUCUUCUGCCAAAUGCUCAUCCCCGGCCAAUUCGCCUCGAUCCCUCUGCCAUUCAACGACUGUGUUGUCCCCUCGGACAUCAACGGCGCUGUCGCUAUCUUCAUCACUUCCGACGGCCAGCCCCUCAUCAAUAACGUCCGCGACCGUGCCACCACGCAGCUCAUUGCCGGCCCCGCGCUCGCCUUCAUCGACACUGCACCCCAGAUGCUCGGCCAGCUCGCGCGCUUGAACUUCAACUUGGUGGGCGGCGCUGACGGCGCUGCGAUCCCCGUUGCGACGAGCACGAGCACAAGGACGAUCAGCCCUGUUGAGGCCUCGUCGGUCUUGGCCUCAGCGACGCCCGUUGCAACACCCGCUGCUCCGGAGGGUGCGAGCUCAGGUGUGAGCGUGACGCCCGCCGAUGCGAGCGUUCCCUCGACGGCGAACACGAACACGGGUCUGUCGGCGGACGGCGCGAUCACGGUCAACGGGUGGACGAACGUCGAUUAA